AUGGAUACCAAACAACAACACAAAAAUGAAGGUGGAUUAAGAGAUUUCUUGAAAAAGAGUACUCAUGCAAUGAGUAGUGAAAUUCCUCCUAUUAGUACUCCACCUUUAGUUUCACAAAUAGCAGUUCAUGACAAGGAACAAAGACAAAAGAUCUAUGCACUCAUUCAAAACCUAAUGAGAGCUAUCACAGAGAGUGACUUUACCGACUUUGACAACUUUUUUGAACCAAAGGCUGUAAUGAAUCGUCUAAAUGAAGAAAUUAUUGGAAGAAAAUUAAUUAGAGAAUUUUUAUCAGGUAAAUCAAAAACAUCAUCAUCAUCUUAUAGAUUAUUAAGAUGGUUGUAUGAUAGUGACAAGAAAUUUGUUUCUUGUGAAUUUGUUAAAAGAAAAAAAGCAAACAAUGAAAAUCAUUCCACUGAAUGCUUUGUCUCUUGGUUUAUUAAAUUGUCACCAUCAGAUGACAAUACUAUCAAGACAUGGUAUACUUGGAGAGACCCUUAUUAUAGUAAACGUAUAGAUUCGGUCGAUCAAGAAUGGCCAGUUGAAGGAUGGACAGAAUCAAAGAAUAUUAGACAAUAUAAAGAAUCAACUAUUCUAGAUGUUAUUAAAGCCAAAUUCCAAUCGUUUGAAAACAGAGAUGUUGAUAAAUGGCAAGAGUUUCUUCACGACGACAUUGUAGUCCGACCACCAUGGAAUUUCAGUACCAACAAAUCAGAUUGUCUAAAAGGAUUUGAUCAAUUUCAUAACAAAUAUGAUCAUAUUUCAUGUUCUAUUCAAGAAUUCCUUUAUGAUUAUACUCGUCCCAAUCAAGCCUGUUAUAUUCAAUUGUUUAGUUCAAACAACAAAGAAACAGGACAAAAGUGUGAGGAUGUAGACUACUCUUUUAUUGAAAUUGUAGAUGGAAAGAUUAGAUAUUGGCGUAGCUAUUUCUAUGAAAAGAGUGAGACUAGAUCAUUUGAUAGAUUCAUCAGAGAAAUCAAUGAAUCUUCUAUUAGAUCAAGUACUGAUAAAGGUCAACAACAACAACAACAACAACAACAACAACAACAACAACAACAACAACAACAACAACAACAACAAAGAAAUUAA
Messenger RNA from Cavenderia fasciculata, 1089 nucleotides. RefSeq lists its product as uncharacterized. Gene Ontology annotation, molecular function: transcription cis-regulatory region binding. Bases 1 to 1089 code for a protein of 362 amino acids. Gene Ontology annotation, biological process: regulation of transcription by RNA polymerase II. The record is from RefSeq and is a predicted model, not a curated record. Gene Ontology annotation, cellular component: nucleus. The transcript is spliced from 5 exons. Lineage: Eukaryota; Evosea; Eumycetozoa; Acytosteliales; Cavenderiaceae.